Messenger RNA from Knipowitschia caucasica, 492 nucleotides. The record is from the annotation of a GenBank genome assembly. NCBI's taxonomy places the organism in Eukaryota, Metazoa, Chordata, Actinopteri, Gobiiformes, Gobiidae.
AUGAAGACUCUGCUGCUGCCUCUGGCUCUUGUGGCUGCUCUGCUCUGCUCUGCCUCCACUGUCCCCAUCCCAGGACCAGUGCCCUACCAUGCCUUCUGCAGAUCCAUGUGGCUUUUUGCGACUCCGUGUGCGGCGAUCAGCAGUGCCCUGGAGCAGCAGAUUGUGGCCCUCAGUCCGGUAACCGGUUGCGGAAACUGCUUUUACAAUCUGGUGUCAGUGACGCCGUUGGCCAUCCUGGCAAACCACACCUCUCCAGACGGACUCACGGCCGAAACUCUCAGCUUCAAAUUCCUCCCCAGUGUUUUGACGGGAGGCUGUAGAGUCAAUGCCAACUCCCAGUCCAUAGCUUUCACCAGUCUGCUCGACAAUGGCCUCAACUACUGUAACCUCUACAAUAUACUCUCAGCGAGUGGUCUUUCUGCACAGCCAGACUUUAUGGAGAUGACCAAUGAGUGGGCCUGUCUCGGUUAUGGGCUUGCCUCGUGCAAAUGA